Habropoda laboriosa is the source of this 3045-nucleotide messenger RNA. RefSeq lists its product as uncharacterized. The transcript is spliced from 8 exons. Gene Ontology annotation, molecular function: proton channel activity. Gene Ontology annotation, cellular component: membrane. NCBI's taxonomy places the organism in Eukaryota, Metazoa, Arthropoda, Insecta, Hymenoptera, Apidae. The record is from RefSeq and is a predicted model, not a curated record. Gene Ontology annotation, biological process: proton transmembrane transport. The coding region runs from base 1 to 3045 and encodes 1014 amino acids.
AUGGUGGCCGAACUGACAGACAUUCCCGUUGCAAACGCAGAACGAAAAGCAUCUACAACAGCUGAUACAGAGAAGGUUCGAGCAUCUGCCAGAGGUAAGAAUCGUCCGAAGUGGAUACAAACAGCGACGCGUGAACCGAUUUACAGUGUUCUGGAUAGCAACGAGCAACCCGCGAGUAACAACUUGCCAAUUGGUGUGAAGAGCAACGUGGUAGUGAUAAGCGCGGUGAAAAGUGAGAAAACGAGGAAAAACGUGCAAAGGGGUAAUCCGUAUGUUUGGUUACCGCCAACGGAGAACAAAGUAACGUCGCAAGAGUCAACGUCGCCCGAGGCGGAAGAUGAGGAUCCUCUGUACAGCGUCGUGAGAAAACCGAAAAAGAUCCAGUUACCAGAAACAGAUUUUCUCGAGAGGAAGCUGCAACCGAUCAAGGAGCAAUCGGCAGAGGAGAAACAGGCUCAAGUUGAGAUCUGUUCGAGACAGGAGGAACUUCGUCGGUGGUUGCAGGUUGCGUCGAAACAGCUACCAGAACCUCGACGACUCUUCAGUCUCGGUGAAAUGUACACGAACCACUUGGGAGAGUUUGAUCAGCUGCAAGCGGAUUGGAAGAGGAACGUGUCGGUGCCACGGGGCAUCGUCGGUCUGGUAGGGCCUUACCGGGUAUAUCAGAAUCCGAACGAAAGAAGAGAGUACAUGCUGCAGGAGGAGGAGUUGGUAGAGGAAGUGGUCGAUUCUGUGAGUGAAAUCGGUGCGCGCGAGAACAACGCGACAACCACCGUGCCUAAUCACCAAAGAGCCAAAUGGCGGAUCAGAGAGGACGACGACGAGGACACUUUGGUGCCUGACAUUCGUAACAUUCCCGGUCUCGAGGGUUUCGCCAUGCAGCCGGACAACAAACAGCUCUCAGAGUGGAAGAAAGUUGACGAGCAAAGUGGCACGAUCGAGUACAACAAGAAAGAAGAAGCUUUCGUGAGGAAGGAGGAGGAGGAGGAGGAGGAGUUCAAAGGAGAUCUCAGUGGAAUUGUAUCUGGUAAAGAAGAACGUGCUGUGGAUGUUCCAGAUCAAGUAUCGACUGUUUCUACGUCUUCUAUAAAGGAUAAGAAGGCCAGCAAUGAACAGCACGACAAGGACAGCCUGAACGAGACCGGAAGCAUAACUGGUGGCACCGUGGAGGGUGCACCUGGUGGAGCCCCUAACAGGGGUGAAAGGAACACCGAGACCGAAGCGGCGUCCACAGAAGCAACAACAAGAUCCAUUCCGUCCAGGUCUCUGGUCUCAAGGAUCCUUUCUAAGACACGAUCUUCGAACGAUCUCUUGGAUCAUUCUGAACCCUUUUCACAAUUAUGGAUCGUUCUAUCAAACGUGUACGGCCAGCUCGUCGUGGUGCUAAUGAUCGCUCUGUGCUUGGCCGAAGUUAUGGACACGCCUGUGCCUUUGCUCAGCUUACAAGGUGUGUUCCUGAUGUACCUGUACGUGGGAAGUAUAGCGGUGAUCAUCAGUAUCUAUAUUUGGGUGUUAGUGGACAGUUGUGGAAGCCUUGGUACCGGUGCAACCGGUGUCGACGACGCGGAACUCGGCGGCACGUCCUUAACGAGGUUUGGUUCCUUGAAGCGUGCUCACAUCUCUCGAUCUAGAACAGCGCCGACGAGUUUUUACAUUCGUGUCGGAGCUUUACUCUUCGGGUUGGCGACCCUCGUUUUCAACGGUUUAGAAAUGGCGAUGCACUCCAUGAUGCAAGGAGCGGAAUGCCUGAGCGAUGUUGUCUUCGUGCAUCCGGUGCUUCACGGGCUGUUCACAUUUCUGCAGAUGCACUUUCUCUUCGUGAACUCUCAGGUUCUAGUGGAGAGAUUCGGUUUAGCAGCGAGAUUCGGGUUCAUUCAUCUGACCGCCACGAAUAUUGCUGUUUGGGUUCGAUUGGUAAUAUGGGAUUCCGCUCAGGAGUGGACGUAUUUUGUCCAUUUGGCGCAACGAGGUCCUCACAAUUCUGCCUCACCGUUGAAUCUACGGGGAUUUCCCGAAUCUUUGAUCAGGCAUACGCGAGAUUUGAUAAAUCAUUCUCCAACAGAGAAGGAAGUCUUCCAACCGUACCAGCCUAUAUCGAACGAGCAAAUCUCUCAAGUAAUCGCGUUGCAAGAGUGCCUGAACACGAACACACUUGGCCAACUGUGGACGUCGAGCAUGCCGUUUCUUUAUCCAUUUAUCGUGCAAUUUAGCCUGAUCGCCGCUGCGGUGACUUUUGUAAUGGGCCAGAACGUUGGUAGGAAUCGCUUAUCACACAAGCAAAAGUUCCACGGCAGCAAGGACCUGACGAGUCACACUAAAGUCGGCUGCGACGGCUCCAGCAAAGGUUUAUUCCUCGGCAUACUGUGUAUGGUCGCUGGUAUAGUGGUCAUCCUAAUAUUCCUGGUCGUCAGAGAAGACGAACACUUCCCAUCGACGACGUUGUCGUGGCUAACUUGCGGUACUCUUAUCAGCAUCUUAACAUUGAGUACCUUAAUGACGGCCAGCGGUCUCGUUCAAGUUCGUCAGAUGUCCGUGGUGACCAGAGCACCAGCCACUUUAGACAGUUUACUAUCCAACGUGGCCCUGUUCGGAGUUCAAUUGUACUCGAUAUUCACAGUAGUGGUUUGUGCCUGUUCUCUGGUCGUUCUGGAAGGUGAGAACGAGGAAACACGUGCAAGACACAUAAUGCUUCUCACAGCGUCGAUAUUACAAUUGAUACAGUGUUUCGCUCAGAGUACACUGAUAGCUGAGGCGUCGAAGAGAUCUUGCAUAACUCGUUUCCAAAUAAUAGCGAAACCAGCCCGGCAAGUGAUCACUUUCCUCCUAUUCAGUAAUUCCGUAUUGUGGGCUUUUGAUACGGUGAUCACGCAAAAUUGGCUCUCCCAAGAGCUGCAGCUGAGAUUCUUCGGGGUGCUCGCCUGGGGCGUUUUAUCCAGGAUUGGACUUCCUUUGUUGAUCUUCUAUCGGUUCCACAGUUGUGUAUUACUGCUGGAGGCGUGGAACAAGUGCUAUAGAAUGCCAAGGGGUGAGCAUCCGCUCAACUGA